This is a messenger RNA of Cornus florida, 1074 nucleotides long. RefSeq names its product putative ubiquitin-conjugating enzyme E2 38. Gene Ontology annotation, molecular function: ubiquitin conjugating enzyme activity. Bases 1 to 1074 code for a protein of 357 amino acids. NCBI's taxonomy places the organism in Eukaryota, Viridiplantae, Streptophyta, Magnoliopsida, Cornales, Cornaceae. The transcript has a single exon. The record is from RefSeq and is a predicted model, not a curated record.
AUGGGUGAGGAGCAAGCAGCAUCAGUAACCAAACAAUUCCGACAAUUUGAUGUCGUAACGGAUUACUCGGACCAUGAGUAUGCUGAAUUAAAGAAUCCACCAAUAAAUACCGGAAGCGCAACCUACAAAACGAUCAUGAAAGAAUGGAAAGUGCUAAGGGACAGCCUCCCUGAAUCAAUCUAUGUAAGAGUUUAUGAGGGAAGGAUCGACCUGCUCAGAGCUGUGAUUGUUGGGGCCUCUGGAACACCAUACCACAACGGCCUCUUCUUUUUCGACUUUCAAUUCCCUCCAAGCUACCCGGAUGUACCUCCACAGGGACAUUAUAAAUCAUUUGGCCUCCAUUUGAAUCCAAACCUUUAUGAUUCAGGGUAUAUCUGUUUGAGCCUCUUGAAUACAUGGCCUGGUCCAAAGUGGGAACCUUGGAGGUCAACAAUGUUACAGGUGUUGGUUUCUCUCCAGGCACUGGUACUCAAUGAGAAACCUUACUUCAAUGAGCCUCUACUGUUGAUAUGGUUCGAGAAGCUAUCGACGAGGUACAACAAUGAUGUUUUUGUGAUGUCAUGCAAGACAAUGAUGUUUCUGCUCCAAAAAAACCCAAACAACUUUGAGGAUUUCAUUGUCGAACAUUUUCGCAGCCAUGGACGUGAUAUUUUGACAGCAUGUAAGGUGUAUACAGAAGGGUUCGCGACAGUCGGUCACUAUCAAAAUGAAGACUCGUUUUUACCAGAAAGAGUCCAUGUAUCAAGUGAGUUCAAGGAUUCAAUGACCUGGGUAUAUCCAAGACUUGUUAAAGCCUUUGAAAAGAUUCAAAAGAACGGUCCUAACGAUCCUUCUUUGAGGAAUUUCAUUUCACAGUUGGAUCUAAUGAUUGGAAAAACUAAAGCUGAGUAUAUACAAAAGUUGGAAGAAAACAAGGAAGAAAACAAGAAGAGAAUGAUGAAACUGGACUUCUUUGGAAAACUGAAGGAGAUUUUUGGAUUGAACACGAGUGCAGAAAGCAAUGCGGCUGGAAUUGAAGCAAGUCUUCUUGAAAAAGGUUCAGUCGGGACAAAAGGAAUUGAAGCAUGUUACUGA